UCCUGUAUUAUAUCACGUCAAAUUUGUAAACAAAAACAAUAGAUAACUUUUACAGUAACAAACAUCACUGAAUUGUGCUGUAAGCUGUAAUAAUCAUGGUUUUAUUUAAAAUUCUUAUUGGUGCAACAGGAAGUGUAGCAGCUAUCAAAAUACCUGUUUUAUCUAAAUUAUUAAUUGAUUCCAAAGAACAGGGUUUUGAUUUUGAGUUACAGGUGAGAAUAAUAAUGACUGAAAAUGCGAAGCAUUUCUUCGAAUUAUCCGAACUUCCUCCUUUAGUGGAUGUGUAUGAUGAUGCUUCAGAAUGGAAUUCGUGGAAGGGCCGAGGAGACCCUGUAUUACACAUCGAACUUGGCAAGUGGGCUGAUUUGAUGGUGAUUGCUCCUUUGGAUGCUAACACUCUUGCGAAAAUGGCACAGGGAAUUUGCGACAACCUCCUCACAUGUACAACUCGAGCAUGGGACCUCUCCAAACCACUUCUCUUCUGCCCAGCAAUGAACACAAGGAUGUGGGAGCACCCUAUUACCUCCAAACAGAUUACCACUUUGAAGGAAUGGGGUCAUAUAGAGAUCCCUCCAAUAGAGAAGACGUUGAUGUGCGGAGACAAGGGAGUGGGGGCAAUGGCUGAGGUCACGACUAUUGUGGACAGGAUAAAGACAGUUGUUAGUUCAAAAUCAUGAUAUUUGUGUGUUGUUUACGAAACUACUUAAUUCCUAGAUGCGGUUAUGGGAAAUUAAAUUAUUUGUAUAAAUAUGUAUGUGAAAUGGAGAUUGAAAUGUGAUAAUUUAUUGUAGUUGUUUUGUUAUAUUUUU
Amyelois transitella is the source of this 809-nucleotide messenger RNA. RefSeq names its product phosphopantothenoylcysteine decarboxylase (gene Ppcdc). NCBI's taxonomy places the organism in Eukaryota, Metazoa, Arthropoda, Insecta, Lepidoptera, Pyralidae. Gene Ontology annotation, cellular component: phosphopantothenoylcysteine decarboxylase complex. The coding region runs from base 96 to 677 and encodes 193 amino acids. The record is from RefSeq and is a predicted model, not a curated record. Gene Ontology annotation, biological process: coenzyme A biosynthetic process. Gene Ontology annotation, molecular function: FMN binding; phosphopantothenoylcysteine decarboxylase activity. The transcript has 3 exons.